Molecule: messenger RNA, 1552 nt
Organism: Glycine soja
Lineage: Eukaryota; Viridiplantae; Streptophyta; Magnoliopsida; Fabales; Fabaceae
Product: growth-regulating factor 5-like
Exons: 3
Coding region: 230-1255 (341 amino acids)
Biological process (GO): developmental process; DNA-templated transcription; regulation of DNA-templated transcription
Cellular component (GO): nucleus
Molecular function (GO): ATP binding
Source: RefSeq, a predicted model, not a curated record
CUUGAAUGCAACAAGAAGUAAAGUUCACUUUAAGUUGGAGGCUUGGAGCAUCGCCAUCCAUAACACAACACAAUCGACAAUCCUAAUGGUUCCGACAAAGCUCGACCUGAGUGUGAUCUCAUGAUGUUUCUGCUCUAACUAUGUUUGAUUUGGAUACCCAACAACAAAAAGAGUGUUGUCGUGUUGUUGUAGUUAAUAGUAAUAGGACUAAGUAAGAGUAGUGGAAAACAUGAACAACAGCAGUGGCGGAGGAGGACGAGGAACUUUGAUGGGUUUGAGUAAUGGGUAUUGUGGGAGGUCGCCAUUCACAGUGUCUCAGUGGCAGGAACUGGAGCACCAAGCUUUGAUCUUCAAGUACAUGCUUGCGGGUCUUCCUGUUCCUCUCGAUCUCGUGUUCCCCAUUCAGAACAGCUUCCACUCUACUAUCUCGCUCUCGCACGCUUUCUUUCACCAUCCCACGUUGAGUUACUGUUCCUUCUAUGGGAAGAAGGUGGACCCUGAGCCAGGACGAUGCAGGAGGACUGAUGGAAAAAAGUGGAGGUGCUCCAAGGAAGCAUACCCAGACUCCAAGUACUGCGAGCGCCACAUGCACCGUGGCCGCAACCGUUCAAGAAAGCCUGUGGAAUCACAAACUAUGACUCACUCAUCUUCAACUGUCACAUCACUCACUGUCACUGGGGGUAGUGGUGCCAGCAAAGGAACUGUAAAUUUCCAAAACCUUUCUACAAAUACCUUUGGUAAUCUCCAGGGUACCGAUUCUGGAACUGACCACACCAAUUAUCAUCUAGAUUCCAUUCCCUAUGCGAUUCCAAGUAAAGAAUACAGGUAUGUUCAAGGACUUAAAUCUGAGGGUGGUGAGCACUGCUUUUUUUCUGAAGCUUCUGGAAGCAACAAGGUUCUCCAAAUGGAGUCACAGCUGGAAAACACAUGGCCUUUGAUGUCAACCAGAGUUGCCUCUUUUUCUACGUCAAAAUCAAGUAAUGAUUCCCUGUUGCAUAGUGAUUAUCCCCGGCAUUCGUUUUUAUCUGGUGAAUAUGUGUCGGGAGAACACGUAAAGGAGGAGGGCCAGCCUCUUCGACCUUUUUUUAAUGAAUGGCCUAAAAGCAGGGAGUCAUGGUCUGGUCUAGAAGAUGAGAGAUCCAACCAAACAGCCUUCUCCACAACUCAACUCUCAAUAUCCAUUCCUAUGUCUUCCAAUUUCUCUGCAACGAGCUCUCAGUCCCCACAUGGUGAAGAUGAGAUUCAAUUUAGGUAAAGUUUCAGCUUCUAUGUAUGGAUUAGCUGAAUCUUGCAAUUAUAUUGUUGCGGAUAAUUAAGAGCAGUCCUUCGAGAUUUUCGGUGCAAUGUUAUGAAAGGAUCAAAUAAGUCUAGUAGUAUAUGUGUGGUCCAAAGGAAUCCCAUGUUCAAGUAUUUUCAUUCAAGCUGAGCUGUUGUACAACUUUAUGGAACCUCAGCCAUUUGUUAUAAGCAAGAUCAUAAUCAUAUUUGAUGAACCUUGGAACAUUCUUGGUUUUCUAUCUAAUGAAAACAUAAAUACUUCGUACUGAAUGAA